AAAUAAAUUAAUAUGAUUUCAAUGUAAGACUUUUCUUGAACAUAAUCCCAAUAUAUAGAAUGCAUGUAUACGAUAUUAUUCAUUUGCUCUUAGCCUAAAAGAAUAAGCCAUGGCUAUCAUGAAAAAUCAAUCAGGCUGCUGGUAUGUUCACUUCACAGUGUGCCUGAUAGGUUUUUUGAUAUUUCCAUUGCCUUCUCAAUCUUCAGAUCCUGACCCUUUGCAGGACUUCUGCAUCGCGGACACGAAAGGCACCUUAUCCGUUAACGGAUUUCCUUGCAAGCCUGCCGCAAAUGUCACUUCAGAUGAUUUCUUCUUCGACGGGCUAAGCAAAGAGGGAAAGAUGAGUAUUCCCUUCGGAAGCGUUGCGAGUUCAGGCAACGUCUUGACAUUUCCGGGCCUUAACACGCUUGGGAUCUCAAUGAGUCGAGUCGAUAUUGGUCCUGGAGGACUCAAUCCACCCCACUCCCAUCCUCGGGCAUCCGAGACAGGAGUAGUGAUCAACGGGAGACUCCUCGUGGGAUUUAUAACAACUGGGAAUGUGUUCUACUCCAAAAUCUUGACUCCUGGACAAAUGUUUGUGAUUCCUAAGGGGCUUGUACAUUUCCAGAUGAAUGUUGGGGAAGAGAAGGCCCUGAUUUUCACUGCUUUUAACAGUCAUUUGCCUGGAUAUGUUGUAGCUCCGAGGAGUCUCUUUGCUUCCAAACCUUCUGUUCCUGAUGAUGUUCUAGCAAAAGCUUUCCAAGUUGAAAAAACUGUGAUUGAUGAAAUCAAAUCCAAGUUUGGUGCUUGAUACUGUUUGUUAAGGGAAUUUUUGCCUUUUUCUUCUUUAGCUCAAAAAAGGAAAUAGAGAGAUUCAAAGAAGACAAAUUUCUUGUGUAUUUCACCAGAAAAUCAAUGAAUGAAUUUUCUGAAUAACA
Messenger RNA from Olea europaea var. sylvestris, 917 nucleotides. RefSeq names its product germin-like protein subfamily T member 2. NCBI's taxonomy places the organism in Eukaryota, Viridiplantae, Streptophyta, Magnoliopsida, Lamiales, Oleaceae. Gene Ontology annotation, cellular component: cell wall. The coding region runs from base 110 to 790 and encodes 226 amino acids. The transcript has a single exon. Gene Ontology annotation, molecular function: manganese ion binding. The record is from RefSeq and is a predicted model, not a curated record.